This is a messenger RNA of Ruditapes philippinarum (Manila clam), 684 nucleotides long. Its product is annotated as lysozyme-like. The transcript is spliced from 4 exons. The record is from RefSeq and is a predicted model, not a curated record. NCBI's taxonomy places the organism in Eukaryota, Metazoa, Mollusca, Bivalvia, Venerida, Veneridae. Bases 60 to 554 code for a protein of 164 amino acids.
UAACACAUAUUUAUGUCCGAGGUAAUAUACAUGUAUACUUAUAGGUAUUUAUAGAUGGAAUGAACGCAAAUUUGAAUCAUAUGUUCAAGACGUUCAAGAUGAAUACGUUUCAAAUAUUUGCUUUGCUGUUGAUUUGUUUGAUAAAUGGUUCUCUCGGUGCGACAAAAAGCAAAUGUGAUGUUGUACAUGCACUGAGAACAGAAGGAGUUCCAAAUUCCGACAUGAGGGACUGGUUGUGUCUCGUUGCUCACGAGAGUAGUUACCGGUACGAUAUUAAACAUAUCAACAGCGAUGGAUCAACCGACUUUGGCAUCUUUCAGCUCAACGAUAAUUAUAUGUGUGGCAAUGCACAAGGCACGAGUUCCACAACUUGCUGGAGAAUACGAACAUAUGGCUGUGCAGAUGCUUGUAGCACUUUUGCAGAUUCUAACAUAAGCAAUGAUGCAAGCUGUGCGGUGAGGGUGAAAAAUUGUGACGGAUUCAAGCGGUGGUACGGCUGGUUAAACCACUGUUCCGAUGUAAGUGGAUCACAAUAUGAUUACAGUCACUGCUGAAACCUAGUAUCCAUUUAUUUAAAGAUUUUUUCUACAGUUUUAGGAAAAUUUAAUUCUUUCAUGAAAAGUUCUUAAUUUUGUGUAUAAGUACAGUUGAAUGGCGAAUUCAAAAAUACAAAGACAAAUAUGU